CAGAUUUCUACCAUGACAUCAUCUUCUCUAACGAUCUCGUGAAUUUGUUGAGAAAAGCACAGCAAGCAACCUAAAAAGAUCGGAAAUUUAUUUCUAACCAGAAACCCGUGGAAGGUUUUAUCAUUAUUAUGUGUUGCACUGUGCAAAACAAGGAAAAGGAAUAUAAGGACGGAAACUACGAUAACCUUUGAAGUUAUUUUCUGAGGUCUUACACUGUCACAGUGAGUGAAUAUUAAUCAUUCGACAAUAAGCCGAGAAGUUGUACUUGUGGGGAGCCCAUUAGCCAAACUUGAACCAGAUACAAAAAAUCUCCAAGCUUUCUUUUCUCAUCACCCAUGGCGAUGCUCUCGACUUCACUCUCAGCCGCCGGCUCCAAAUCCGCCGCCACCCUUUACUCCCCACCUAACUUCUCUGGUCUCCGCCGAUCAUCCUGCCCCAAGCUCGAAAACCCUUCUUCCAACUCUCUCCACCUAUUCGAUUCUCAGCUCCGAUUACCUUCGCUCUCAGCUCGUAGGCCUUGCAGAGCCGUCGUUGCCAUGGCAGGAACCGGAAAGUUCUUUGUUGGUGGAAACUGGAAGUGUAAUGGAACAAAAGAGUCCAUCACUAAGCUGGUCUCGGACUUGAAUGAUGCAAAAUUGGAGUCUGAUGUUGAUGUUGUUGUGGCACCUCCAUUCGUUUACAUCGACCAAGUGAAGUCUUCACUGACAGAUAGAAUUGAAAUAUCUGCUCAGAACUCUUGGGUCAGUAAAGGUGGAGCUUUCACUGGAGAAAUCAGUGUGGAGCAAUUGAAAGACAUCGGGGCGAAGUGGGUUAUUCUUGGGCAUUCUGAGAGGAGACAUGUCAUUGGUGAAGACGAUCAGUUUAUAGGGAAGAAAGCUGCUUAUGCAUUGAAUGAGGGCCUAGGGGUGAUUGCUUGUAUCGGCGAACUAUUGGAAGAUAGAGAAGCUGGGAAAACUUUUGAUGUUUGUUUCACUCAGUUGAAAGCAUAUGCAGAUGCUGUACCUAGCUGGGACAAUAUAGUUAUAGCAUAUGAGCCAGUCUGGGCUAUUGGAACUGGCAAAGUGGCUUCACCACAACAGGCUCAAGAAGUGCAUGCUGCUCUCCGAGAUUGGCUUAAAAAGAACGUCUCGGAUGAAGUAGCUUCCAAAACCCGUAUUAUUUAUGGAGGAUCUGUAAAUGGGGGUAAUUGUGCCGAGCUUGCAAAAGAAGAAGAUAUUGAUGGUUUCCUUGUUGGUGGGGCAUCCUUGAAGGGACCCGAGUUUGCCACAAUCGUGAACGCCGUGACAUCCAAGAAAGUUGCAGCAUGAUGUUUCACCUUAUUUUUUGUUCAACCAAUAAGGGAAGGGACAAGAGAGGCUAUUACCUUCACCUAGGAGCUUACUGUAAUCACAUGGAGUUCUGCCAUGCCAUCCCCUUUUCGUUUUUCUUCGUUAUUCUCGUUUCUCAGGCACAUUCAUUUCGCCUCGCCCUUCACUUAACUUCAUUUGAUUACAAGGUCAGCUGGUUUUGCAUAAAAUAUACUAGAGAAGGAAAGGCCACUCCUACAUUUACCCCGAGUCUUGUUGUAACUUCAAUCUUUGAGCUGUAACAUUAUUAUUAGUGCGAGCUAUGGUUAGGCAACGUGCAUGUUGUCUCAAGAGGAGCCGCUUGAGGUUUGAUGCAUAAGCUUUCUUCUCUCUUGGUGCUCAAGUAUAUCCCUACUGAAUGCUGUUUGGUUAAGUUUUCAUCUACUGGCUUGCUG
This is a messenger RNA of Linum tenue, 1741 nucleotides long. The record is from the annotation of a GenBank genome assembly. NCBI's taxonomy places the organism in Eukaryota, Viridiplantae, Streptophyta, Magnoliopsida, Malpighiales, Linaceae.